Messenger RNA from Symphalangus syndactylus (siamang), 1642 nucleotides. RefSeq names its product DDAH family member 2, ADMA-independent (gene DDAH2). Lineage: Eukaryota; Metazoa; Chordata; Mammalia; Primates; Hylobatidae. The record is from RefSeq and is a predicted model, not a curated record.
CGGACAGAGAGUAUGGAGAGCCGGCAUUUGGGCGCGGAGCUAGGCGGGGUGGACUUUGGGACAUAGACAGGGAACCGGGUCCUGGAGCCGGGAGUAGUGCCAGCGCCCCGGAACCACGCCCCCUGUUUCCCCGCCCCUCGUAUUUCGCUUUAGACCUCUCCCAGUCCUUCGGGACUCGGUCUGGUUUAUACUAGGUCGUGCUAGGGGCAGCGUGACCAUCCAGGGCGGAGAGAGGGUGCUUAAAUCCUUAGGCUCGAACUCCUCCCUUCCUACCUACCUCUCUCCCUUCUCGUUCGGGUAUUCAGGACUUCCAUCCCCCAGCCCCUGCCUCUCCAGCUUUCUCCUUCUGUCCCAUAACCCCUGCGGGUCCCGGGCCGGACUUCAAGUCCCUGCCGUAGCGAGCAGCUGAGGGUUAAGGGGGCGGGGCUGCUGCAUUUUUGGGGAGUGAGCGCAUCCUAGUGGCUGCCAAGAGGGGCGCCCGACAGGGACCUCACGAAGCCCCCAAGCAGGGGCAACAGACAGGUGAAGAAACAAGAAAACUAAGAAAUCCGAGCGGUUGGAGGGGGCGUCUGUGUGGAUGGGAUGGGGACGCCGGGGGAGGGGCUGGGCCGCUGCUCCCAUGCCCUGAUCCGGGGAGUCCCAGAGAGCCUGGCGUCGGGGGAAGGUGCUGGGGCUGGCCUUCCCGCUCUGGAUCUGGCCAAAGCACAAAGGGAGCACGGGGUGCUGGGAGGUAAACUGAGGCAACGACUGGGGCUACAGCUGCUAGAACUGCCACCUGAGGAGUCGUUGCCGCUAGGACCGCUGCUUGGCGACACGGCCGUGAUCCAAGGGGACACGGCCCUAAUCACGCGGCCCUGGAGUCCCGCUCGUAGGCCAGAGGUCGAUGGAGUCCGCAAAGCCCUGCAAGACCUGGGGCUCCGAAUUGUGGAAAUAGGAGACGAGAACGCGACGCUGGAUGGCACUGACGUUCUCUUCACCGGCCGGGAGUUUUUCGUAGGCCUCUCCAAAUGGACCAAUCACCGAGGAGCUGAGAUCGUGGCGGACACGUUCCGGGACUUCGCCGUCUCCACUGUGCCAGUCUCGGGUCCCUCCCACCUGCGCGGUCUCUGCGGCAUGGGGGGACCUCGCACUGUUGUGGCAGGCAGCAGCGACGCUGCCCAAAAGGCUGUCCGGGCAAUGGCAGUGCUGACAGAUCACCCAUAUGCCUCCCUGACCCUCCCAGAUGACGCAGCUGCUGACUGUCUCUUUCUUCGUCCUGGGUUACCUGGUGUGCCCCCUUUCCUCCUGCACCGUGGAGGUGGGGAUCUGCCCAACAGCCAGGAGGCACUGCAGAAGCUCUCUGAUGUCACCCUGGUACCUGUGUCCUGCUCAGAACUGGAGAAGGCUGGCGCCGGGCUCAGCUCCCUCUGCUUGGUGCUCAGCACACGCCCCCACAGCUGAGGGCCUGGCCUUGGGGUACUGCUGGCCAGGGGUAGGAUAGUAUAGGGAGUAGAAGGGGAAGGAGGGUUAGAUAGAGAAUGCUGAGUAGGCAGUAGUUGGGAGAGAGCCUCAAUAUGGGGGGAGGGGAGAGUGUAGGGAAAAGGAUAGGGUCCACUGGGUGAAUCCUCCCUCUCAGAACCAAUAAAAUAGAAUUGACCUUUUA